This is a messenger RNA of Grammomys surdaster, 8585 nucleotides long. RefSeq names its product class II major histocompatibility complex transactivator (gene Ciita). Gene Ontology annotation, biological process: positive regulation of transcription by RNA polymerase II; inflammatory response; positive regulation of MHC class I biosynthetic process. The record is from RefSeq and is a predicted model, not a curated record. Gene Ontology annotation, molecular function: protein binding; ATP binding. The transcript is spliced from 19 exons. NCBI's taxonomy places the organism in Eukaryota, Metazoa, Chordata, Mammalia, Rodentia, Muridae. Bases 45 to 3515 code for a protein of 1156 amino acids.
AUGAGAGGUGACUCCAGGCAGCUGACCUGUCUCAGAGCACUGCCAUGAACCACUUCCAUGCCAUCCUGGCCCAGGUACAGACCCUUCUCUCCAGUCAGCAGCCCCGGCAGGUACGGGCCCUCCUGGAUGGCCUGCUGGAAGAAGAGCUCCUCUCACGGGAAUACCACUGUGCCCUGCUCCGGGAGCCUGAUGGUGAGGCUCUGGCCAGGAAGAUUUCCCUGACCCUGCUGGAGAAAGGGGACUUAGACUUGGCUUUCUUGAGCUGGGUCUGCAACAGUCUGCAGGCCCCCACAGUAGAGAGGGGCACCAGCUACAGGGACCAUGGAGGCCAUAGUCUGUGUGCCACCAUGGAACUGGGGCCUCCAGAGGGCAGCUACUUGGAGCUCCUUAACAGUGAUGCCGACCCCUUACACCUCUACCACCUCUAUGACCAGAUGGACCUGGCUGGGGAGGAGGAGAUCGAACUCAGCUCAGAGCCAGACAUGGACACCAUCAACUGCGACCAGUUCAGCAAGCUGUUACAGGACAUGGAAAUGGAUGAAGAGACCCGGGAGGCCUAUGCCAACAUCGCGGAACUGGAUCAGUACGUGUUCCAGGAUACCCAGCUGGAGGGCCUGAGCAAGGACCUCUUCAUAGAGCACAUUGGAGCAGAGGAAGGCUUUGGUGAGAACACAGAGGUCUCCGUGGAAGCAGGACAGAAGCCUCAGAAGAGACGCUUCCCAGAAGAGCAUGCUAUGGACUCAAAGCACAGGAAGCUAGUGCCCCCCUGUAGGACCUCACUGAACUAUUUGGAUCUCUCCACUGGGCACAUUCAGAUCUUCACCACUCUGCCCCAGGGACUCUGGCAAAUCUCAGGGCCUGGUGCAGGGCUCUCCAGUUUCUUAAUCUACCACGGUGAGAUGCCCCAGGUCAACCAAGUACUCUCUUCAAGCAGCCCCACUGUCCCCAGUCUCCCCGAGGCCCCAGAUAGGCCUGGCUCUGCCAGCCCCUUCGCACCAUCCGCAGCUGACCUGCCCAGCAUGCCCGAACCUGCGCUGACCUGUCGAGUAAAUGAAACAGAGGACACUACAUCCCCCUCCUCAUGCCAAGAAGGUCCUGAGUCUCCUAUCAAGUUUCCAAAUUGGCCAGAGUCUGUGGAGCAGUUUCAGCACUCCCUACAGGACAAGUACCAGGCAUCGUCCGAGAGCUCAAGUGGUCCUCUGGUGCCCAUGGAGUUGGUGCGAGCCAGGUUGGAAAGAGGCAGCAACAAGAGUCAGGAAAGGGAGCUGGCCACUCCAGACUGGACAGAGCGCCAGAUAGCCCAUGGUGGUCUGGCCGAGGUACUUCAGGUUGUCGGUGACUGCAAGCGACCACGAGAGACACAGGUGGUCGCUGUGCUGGGCAAGGCUGGCCAGGGCAAGAGCCACUGGGCCAGGACAGUGAGUCACACUUGGGCACGUGGCCAGUUGCCACAAUAUGAUUUUGUCUUCUAUGUCCCCUGUCAUUGCUUGGAUUGUCCUGGGAACACCUACCACCUGCGGGAUCUGCUCUGUCCCCCAAGCCUGCAGCCACUGGCCAUGGAUGACGAGGUCUAUGAUUACAUUGUGAGGCAUCCGGACCGUGUUCUGCUCAUUCUAGAUGCUUUUGAGGAGCUAGAAGCCCAAGAUGGCCUCUUGCAUGGAUCCUGUGGACCUCUGUCCCCAGAACCCUGCUCCCUCCGGGGACUGCUGGCUGGGAUCUUCCAGCGGAAGCUUCUACGAGGCUGCACCCUGCUCCUCACAGCCCGGCCCCGGGGCCGCCUGGCUCAGAGCCUGAGCAAGGCAGAUGCCAUCUUUGAGGUGCCCAGUUUCUCUACUAAACAGGCCCAGACUUACGUGAGGCACUACUUUGAGGACUCAGGGAUGGCAGGGAAUCAAGACAAGGCUCUGGGCCUCCUGGAGGUCCAGCCUUUUCUCCUCACCCAUAGUCACAGCCCUGUUCUGUGCAGUGCUGUGUGCCAGCUCUCCAAGGCCCUGCUAGAACAGGGCACAGAGGCCCAGCUACCUUGUACACUUACAGGACUCUAUGUUGGCCUGCUAGGCCCUGCAGCUCGGAACAGUCCUCCUGGAGCCUUAGUUGAGUUGGCCAAGCUGGCCUGGGAGCUGGGACGAAGACACCAAAGCACCUUGCAAGAAACCCAGUUUCCAUCAGUGGAGGUGAAAACCUGGGCAGUGACUCAAGGCUUGCUGCAGCCAACCCUGGGGACUGCAGAGGCCCAACUGGCCUUCUCCAGUUUUCUGCUUCAGUGUUUUCUGGGUGCUGUGUGGCUGGCACUGUGCAAUGAAAUCAAAGACAAGGAGCUGCCUCAGUACCUGGCCUUGACCCCGAGGAAGAAGAGACCCUAUGACAACUGGCUGGAGGGGGUACCCCGCUUUCUGGUUGGAUUGGUUUUCCAGCCUCGUGCCCACUGCCUGGGAGCUCUGGUGGAGCCUGCAGUGGCUGCAGUGGCGGACAGGAAACGGAAGGUUCUUACCAGGUACCUGAAGCGCCUGAAGCUGGGGACGCUUCAGGCUGGCAGGUUGCUGGAGCUGCUACACUGUGCCCAUGAAACACAGGAACCUGGUAUUUGGGAGUAUGUUGCACACCAGCUCCCUGGGUACCUCUCCUUCCUGGGCACACGGCUCACCCCCCCAGAUGUGUAUGUCCUGGGCAGGGCCUUGGAGACAGCCAGCCGGGACUUCUCCUUGGACCUUCGUCAGACUGGCAUUGAGCCCUCUGGACUGGGAAACCUCGUGGGACUCAGCUGUGUCACCAGUUUCAGGGCCUCCUUGAGUGAUACAAUGGCAUUAUGGGAGUCACUACAGCAGCAGGGAGAACCCCAGCUACUCCAGACAGCAGAGAAAAAGUUCACCAUUGAGCCAUUUAAGGCCAGAUCUCCAAAGGAUGUGGAAGAGCUGGACAGCCUCGUGCGGACCCAGAGGCUGAGAAACCCCUCAGAAGAUUCAGCUAAGGAUCUUCCUGCCAUCCGGGACCUUAAGAAGCUAGAGUUUGCGUUGGGCCCUGUCUUGGGUCCUCAGGUUUUCCCCACACUGGCAAAGGUCCUCCCGGCCUUUUCUUCACUGCAGCACCUGGACCUGGAUUCGCUGAGUGAGAACAAGAUCGGGGACAAGGGUGUGUCGAAGCUCUCAGCCACCUUCCCUCAGCUGAAGGCCCUGGAGACGCUCAACCUGUCCCAAAACAGCAUCACUGAUGUGGGUGCUUGCAAGCUUGCAGAAGCCCUACCGGCCCUAGCCAAGUCUCUCGUAAGGCUGAGCUUGUACAAUAACUGCAUCUGUGACACAGGAGCCAAGAGCCUGGCACAAGUACUUCCGGACAUGGUGUCCCUGCGGGUGAUGGAUGUCCAGUUCAACAAGUUCACGGCAGCUGGUGCCCAGCAGCUGGCCUCCAGCCUUCAGAAGUGCCCUCAGGUGGAAACACUGGCAAUGUGGACACCCACUAUCCCCUUUGGGGUUCAAGAACACCUGCAGCAUCUGGAUGCCCGGAUCAGCCUGAGAUGACCCUGCUGUACCCUGGACAAGCAUGUACUCUGGGGACACUGACCACGCUGGACCUUGAACUGGGCGCUGUGGACUCAGCUCUUCCAUGGGCCAUGAGAGUCAGCUUCCUGUCACCCUGCCCUGCAGGCUCAGGGUUGGCCCUGCCUACAUGAGGAAUGGACACGUGUCUUGCUCCUCAGCAGGCUCCAAGACCAGCUCCAGGUUCUCACAGCACCAGGUAGGAAGACAGCCCCAUGCUGUGGCUGUGAGCUGGCAGACAGGCCUGGGCUGCCUUCCUUGGGCUCACCCAGGAGGCCGAAGGCCUUCUCUUCAGUAUUCCAGGCCAGAGUGAGGAACUGAAGCAUCCAAGCGCCUGCCUGUCCAGGCCAGGGCCAGCCUGUAGAGAAAGCAUGUCUUCCCACCGCUCCCAAGAGGGCCUCCUAGAGGCUCUGAAGAUGCUGAGGACAAUGCUGGCCUGCAGCCCUCUUGAUGUGACAGGGAGCCAAUGGCAGCUCUUUCUACUCGUGGUACUGUUUUCAUAAACUUUAGGUCAAAGCUGAGUCAGGCCUGACCCAGACCUUGGAUGUGAACCAAGAGCCGGGGAAUGGUCCACUUCAGGGCUGCAGCAGGCAGUUCUGGCCUCCUUCACACUCACUACGCUUUAAAUGCACCAGCUAUACUCACUGGAGCUCUGGGUCUUGGUUUAUCCCAUGAGUUCCAUGUGGGGACACCUUCUGUCCCAUCUAAUGCAAACCAAAACCAAAAACAGACAAACAAAAAAACAAUUCACACUCCAGCAGCCAGCAGGCUCAGCAGUCCCCACCAACCCAGAAGUCAGGCUGGAAUCAUGCGUGUCUGGCAUGUGACACUGUGGGACAGCUGGCUGGGGCUUGCCCUCCUUGUGGCAUUAUAGCUAUGUCCCAGAGAGGAGAAGUGAGGAGAGCAUCUGUAGACUAUUCAGAACAGGUCUCCAGGCCACCCAGAAUUGUUUGUACAACACUCUGCAGGCACCCAUGUAUGUACCAUGCAACCCACCACUGCUGAGAGCGUCUUUGCUGCGGAGAUUUUCAUAGCUUCCAGAGAUGCAGUGAAAAGUUCUUACUCCUGGGCCUGAGGACGAAAGCAGUGACCACUGUACAAAGUGGAGUGUUCUCUCCUACCGACCUGCUGCAUCUUGAGAGUGCUGCAUUCUGGGCAUGCUGCAUCCUGGGAGCAGCUCUGUAGCCAAAUUGGCCGGCCUUAGCUGCAGCUAGCCCAUUCCUGUUUUCUCUGGGACACCACCUUUGAACUCAGGCAUCAUUGAUCCCUCCAUCGGGACAAUGACAGCUUGCUUUCUUGUCUUGGCAGACGGAGCUGUCUGCGUGGCUCCAGCAUGCCCGCCCUGAUGCCAGCAGGACAGGCGUAUCCCAGGAAGUGGGAACUGGGCUAGAGGGCCUGGGGUCGGGGUGGUCUGCAUGGCUGCUCGGGGAGAUUCGUGGAGAGGCAGGUCCAGCUGCAGCUCAGGAUUACCUUAUGAACUGUCGGGACCUCGGGCUCAGGGGUGGCCCAUGGAAGUCCCAUUUGUGUGGCCACAGGGGACAGCACUGAGGCACUCUCCAAGCAUCUGUUGUACCUGUCAGGAAGGAAGGCAGAUCUGUACCUCUGCCUUUGGUCUGUCUGGAGAUGCCAAAAAUGUCUCUCACUACUCUGUGCUGAUGGCUGCCAUCUUUUAAUGAGUUGAGUAGGUAAGGACUCACUAUAGUGCCAGGGACAUAGUAAAUACCCAACAAAUCUCACUGGGGCUUGAUCCUGUGUGCUGGGAAGCAUCUUAGGUGCUUUGGCUCCAAAGGACUGCACAACAUCAACUCUUGGUUGAGCUGCCUGGUUCCAGGCUCCAUUUUGUCACAUAUGCAAGGCAAGUUUCAUCCGUGCCUUAGUUUCCUUGCAAUGGGCAGAGUCACGGUAUCUCCUCUCCUGGAUUAUAUAAAGACUCAAUGUGAAAACAAUAUUAAUAAAACGGGUCAGCAAAAUGGCUGAGGGGGUACAAGCCUGGUGAGCUGGGCUUGAUCCCCAGGACCAUACUAUGGAAGGAAGAACUAAGGAUCACACAUUCUCCUCUAAAGUUUCUGUGCACUGUGUACGCACUGGAACUACAGGUGGUGGUGAGCCUCUAUAUUGGUGCUGGGAACAGAACUUGGGUCCCCUGCAAAGGCAGCAAGAGCUCUUAAUCACUGAGCCAUUUCUCUAGUCCAUUUAAAAAAAAGAAUUAAGAGUUGAAACCAAUGCCUGGCACAGGGGUUCUAAUGCCCUCUUGUGGACUCCGUGGGUACUGUGUUCACUUGGUGUACAUAUACACAUAGGCAAGACACUCAUACAUAUAAAUAUAUCUUGAAGACCACAAAGGUCAUGUGUGGUGGCAUACACCUCUAACCCCAGAUCUCUGUAAAUUCAAGGCCAGCCUGGUCUAUGUUACACAGGGAGGCUCUGUAUUAACAAAUAAAAACCCAGUACACAGCUCAAUGCGGGAGCUCCCAGCCUUCCUUUUGCCCGUGUGUUAUUCCUGCCUGGAAUGUUCCUUCCCAGAUUCUGUGUGGCUGACUUCCUGCAGGACUCUGCAGGACAGACUCUCCUGCAGAUCUGUCUGUCUCUUUCCUCUGUGCCCUGCUGUCCAUCUCUACCUCAAUAUUUUCUUUCUUGAACUUUUGUUGUCUGCCUGUGUAGGAUGUGAGUUCUAGGGAAGCAAGGGUUUUGUCUGCUCUGAUCAUCCUUAGGCUCUCUAUACCCAGCCAGGAGCCAUGCCCACAGUAGGAGCUCAGUAAAUGAGAGAAGGGUGGCUAAUCCUCAGCACAGCCUCAUGUUGGGGCUUUCUGUAAUGUGCACUGAGGACACACGUGAACAAGAUGCUCUAGGUUCCUGUGCUGGAAAUCUUGCAUCUUAGCAAAUUUAAGACACCUCCUAGACAGAGCUGCUAGGUGUGGCUGGCCAGGCCAUGCACUGCACGAAGGCUCUGGGGCAGUGAACACUUGAGGGUUGCACCAGAGUGGGGCCUGGAGUAGAACAGCAACAGUUUAGAGACCCUUUUGGUAAUUAGCAUGGUGCCAUCUCAGGGAUAGGUAGGUUGUGGGUCCUAUGUUAGAAAGUUCAUAGGGAAGGCUUUGUUGUGACCCCUGUGAAGGAUCUCUGUGGGUAUGGGCGCGGCAUGCUAGAAUAGGUCACCAGGCCCCACCUGGGAUGCAAAAAAGCAGUUCUGGGGGAAUUGGCAGGCUGCCCAUGCAGUAUACUUUCAAUCUAAGCCUCUCCUUGUGCCCUGACUUUCCUCCAGGCCUUUCUCCAAGGGAAGAUUUCUCUCUUCCUGUUAUGUGUGACUGUCCUUGGAGCCAAAAAACCCUGCCAUUUUGGGAAAUUCAGCUAAACAAAAUUAAAAAUUCCAUGUUGCAAAAAAUCUCAUCCCAUCAUGGAGGCGAGGAGGGCCACAGAAUCCUCCCAUGAGUACCCAGUCGCUCACAUCUGUGGUAUGCAAUGUGCCCGAAUUGCACAUGGCUUUGGGGCAGGGCUACAACUAUAUUCUAAACGAGGUUAGACUAGGGAAGAGAGCUCCAUUUUUUGUGGGUUUUGGAGACAGGAUCCAAUGUAGCCCAGGUUGGCUCCUAACUGGACAUAUAGUUGAGGAUGACCUUGAACUUCUGAUCUUUCUGCUUUCCCCUUUAAACUUCUGAUUCUUUUGUCUCUGCCUCUGGAACGCCUCCUCACUGUGCCUAUUUUAUGUGAUGCUGGGGCCUAGGGCUUUGUGCAAGCCAGAUAAGCAUUCUGUCAAAUGAGUUAUUAUAUCCCCAGCCUCUUACACAUUAUAUUAAAGCAAGGUGUCACUAUAUAGCCCUGGCUGGCUUGGAACUCACUUUUAUGACCUGGUUAGACAGGUGGGGCAAGGUUAGAGAUCUGCUUGCCUCUGCUUCCUGAGAGCUGGACUGAAUGUGUGUGCCACCACAUCCACUCCCUCCUCCUAAAUGGAGGUGUAGCCUAGGCUUUAUGUGUGGGAGAGCACACAGCCACCUCUGUGAGACUCAGGACCAAGCUCCCCAAGACGACCUAGCUUUCCACCAGAACUUGGGCUUUGAGAAGAUAAGAGGAGGCAGCCUUUCUAGAGUGAGUUCCCUAGUCUCUGAUUGCAUCUCCUGCCAACUGUCAACCAUGAUGCCCCAUCUCUAAAAUUCAACACACACAUAUGCACACGCACACACACACACAGAAUAGCAGCAGCAGCAGCAACCAGACAAAGCAAAGGCGAUUGGAUUUGCUUACAUUUUUUUAAUGAAAUAAGUCAGCCUCUAAGUAUUGCUUUUACAGGUUUAUGGAAAUCAAGGAUCUACAUCAUUCACACUUUGCACACCACUCACACUUCCAAAAAUAGAUUUCUAGCCAGAGACAGCAUGGCUUUCUCCAGUGCAGUAUCUCAGUUCUGUCAACCUGGAGAGGUUAAACCCUGCCUGGGCCCUGGCACAGCCCUCUUCAGAGUGACUCCCUGAAACUGUGAUCCACAGUCUUGGGUCUGAAGUGUUCCCAGGCUUAAGGUCGCCUGGCACCACACGAUGCUGACAGAGCAGCCUACGUAUGAGUCCCUUUACCACUUCAGCUCUCCAUGUCCUUCCCAGGGGUUAAGUGGGGGAGGCAGGUGCAGCUGGGGGUGAAGUGCAGAGAGGUGACAUCUGGUUGGGUUCCUGUAAACAUCCAUCACAAAGGUGGCGAGUCACAAGCCAGAUCCAGGACAGCGAAGAGCCAGCUGGCAGGCGAGGCCUUCGGAGGUCCUGGCAACUCCCCAUCCUGGCACUGAGUCCUCACUUCUCCUGGCAGACGCCUGGGUUGGGGCAGGAACCCGGUUGUUGGCACGAGCAGGCCUAACCAAGAAGACAAAGGACAGUUAUCACCAGGGCCAUGGGACCUCAGGCUGGGCUGUCUCCUGCAGCUGGGGUGGGCGAGGAAGACUUGCUCCAACCCUUUGGUUCUAGACUCUCCAGAGCCCCAUGCUCAGGCUGGGGAGACUUUUCCUCUACCUUCUUCAUUCCUUAUAAAAACAAUUUCUUAAUUUUUAAAAAUGUAUCUAUCUUUCAAAAACUU